Funneliformis caledonium is the source of this 519-nucleotide messenger RNA. Lineage: Eukaryota; Fungi; Glomeromycota; Glomeromycetes; Glomerales; Glomeraceae. The record is from the annotation of a GenBank genome assembly.
AUGAGGGUUACUAGAUCUAAACUUGAUUCUAAAACUGGUGAAAACUCUUCAACUAUGUCUACAAUAGUUUCAAAAUUUAGUAUAAUCAUUAAAGAUGCUGAUUUAGAAGAUACAACUAUCAAAGAUAUCAAUUUGAAAGAAGUGUUUAAGCCAAAAAUCAUAAGCUCAGAAAAAAGAACAGAAUCCACUAAAGAACAUGAUCAGGAAUUACUUUUAUGUAAAACCUCUAUAUCUCAAAUAAAGCUAUUAUUUGCCAAUAUUUAUAAAUUGAAAUUGAUUGAUAACAUCAAUAAUAUUACAACACAAUUAGUCUCUUCUACAGAUGAACAAAACACAGCAUUUACAGCAUAUAAUAUAUCACGAUCAGUCUCUUCUAUAGAUGAACAAAAUAUGGUAUCUAUAGUACACACUGCAUUACGAUCAGUCUUUUUUAUGGAUGAACAAAAUACGACAUUUACAACAUCUAUUGAUUGCAUUAAUUUUAAUAAUUUAGCACCAAUGUUUAUUGCAUUUGUUUAA